Mycotypha africana is the source of this 1526-nucleotide messenger RNA. RefSeq lists its product as uncharacterized. The transcript has 3 exons. The record is from RefSeq and is a predicted model, not a curated record. Lineage: Eukaryota; Fungi; Mucoromycota; Mucoromycetes; Mucorales; Mycotyphaceae. Bases 223 to 1320 code for a protein of 365 amino acids.
AACAGUAGGAAAGUGCUCUAUUCUUAUAUUGUAUCUGAGAGCUGUAAAAGGAAGGGACAACCCCUAUGUCUAUCAGCCUUUCACAUAUGCUGGGUGGUUUUAACUUUCUUGACAUCGAUUUGUCCGACUUUCCUUCCUUUUUCUUUUCGCAAACUGUACAAACCUCUUCUCCUUAGACUUAUUUUAAGUCUAUCCGUAUAAAAUAAACCAACAGAAAAGUAAAUGACAAGCGGCAAUCAAGAAUGGUUGCCCAUGCCAAGUGGAAUCUCAAUAACAACUCAUGACUCAUUUACGACAGACUUGCUGAAACAAUUUGAUUUGAAGAGUGCUGAGUUAUUAUACAGUGGCAUACUGUUGUCUUUAGAUCAGUAUAAUAUGAGCGCUGAUGAUUUUAUUGGACCUACUUCUGAAAUUAAGCAUGCAGUAACGGCAAGCGGAAGAGAAAGCGAAGGGAAAUACAAUAAUGAUAGCCAGAUGGAAACAAAUAUGGCCUCCUCCAUCUCUACCUGUACGAAUAAUCCCGAAAUUCAGGGCUGUUCGAUUAUCACUCAAGACAAUGCUCUAACAGCCACUACUCCUGCAGAAAACAAUAUGCCGAUUACUUCACCCACCUCAACCUUAAAAUAUAGUCGAUCUGUAGGGAACUUGUUACGAAAGUCUUCUAUGUUUUUAAGGGACAAGUUCCAAAGUAGACAACAACAUUUCAAUAACAAUGACAAUGAUACGAACCCUCAGCCAUUGGUUUCCCAUCUCUCAACGUUGAAAAAGAAAAGAAAAGAUGUGCGAUCAAUGCCGCCCACACUAAAAAGCAUCACUAACACUUCCCAACAUAUCAAUAACAAUAAUAAUGAAGAAAUUUGUACCUCUUCGCAAUCUCAGCACUUGACAAAACCUUUAAAAUACUCACCUGUAGAGCCGCUGCCGGCGACGGACGAAGUAGAACAAGAUUAUCAUACACUUCCCUCCAUACUUCCCACUGCUACAAGCACUGUAAAACAGCGCCAUGUACGUAAGAAAAAACUACAGCGGCUGUCAUUGCCUUUAUUAAAAUUCACACAAAAAUCGACCAACGGAAAAGAGCUAAUAUCGUCACAAACAACUAAACGACAGGAGCAAAGACAACAGAAGCAACAAGAACCAUGUUAUGCUGAUUCUCCAUUGCGAAGGAGACGAUCAGAUUCAGAUUUAAAUCAACAACAGCAGCAGCAACCAGUUUCAGAAGAGCGAAAAACUGCUUCAUCUUCAUCAUCUGUACUCUGCACACUAAGCAAACAAUGGAACAAAUUACUCAUCUACACUACUUCUUGCAAAAAGAAAUAAUUAAUUACUUAUGUUUUACUUACCAAAUGCCAAAGUACUACUACUUUAUGCCUUAUGCUCCAUUCUUAUAGAAUAUAUAUUUGUACUUCAUACAGUUCCAAUAAUUAUAAGCAUUUAUCAAGUGCUUUCAUUUGAAUAUAUACCAAUCAACUAAUCACUUCUUACUCUUUUCAUCUUUACCUUCAAAGUACAUGAUCUAGCAUAGC